AUGCCUUGUCCGCAAGCCGCAUUGCCUAGAUCUGCAAAAAGACAUGGUCAGCAAGGCUUUGAACCCCCUGGGGCGUCGACAGUCAAUACUGUGGUUCAACCGAGACUCUGGUCCUCAGACAAUGGCACAGUGUCCCUUCAAGAUAAGAGUUACUACACUUCUUCGGCAUGGCAGACAAAAUCUCAAAAGACCCUCGCCAACAUAUCCACUAUAACCGAUCCAUUCUGGGCCGAGCUCCCCACCAGUAUCAACACUGGCUUACUACGACAGUUCGCUCCUCGCAUCAACUCGACUGCCAUAUGGGAGAACAACUCAGCUGCUAUACUUCCUGAAGGCUGCUACCCAUUAUCGGACACCUUCUAUCUCCACUACGGAUAUGGACAGGACAAUGGCGCUCCAUUUCAAUACGACGUUGAGAUAUGUAUCCCACGAAACAUACCGGGAACAUAUUCGAGGAAGCUGACACUCAACACCACGACGGGUUACUUCGAGCUUCCCAACUACGCGAACUGCCAAGUCCCUGGGCCAUUGAUCGAAGAGAGUCCGUUUGGCAAGACCCCGCGGAAUUUCACCCCUCGGGAUCUAGACAUCGAUACAGCAUCGACUAUGCUGAACGCUACCUUGAAUGUGAUCAAUGCCGGCAAUAAAGGUCCCCUUCUUUACAUCACCAUGGCACUGUUUGGCGAGGGCUCGUUCGCUGAUGUGCGACACACGGUAUUGGCAGCCUAUGCCAACUCUAGCAUCAGCUACGGUGGUUGUAUUGACAUCAUCCCUUUCAUUCCACUCCUUGACGAUCCCCACUCCUCCUUUAAGACGUCACCGGGUAACCCGUGUCUAACGGGUAGCGGUCUAACGGGUAACGGUACCCGUGAUCGUGCAUACAUCGACGACACGAUGCAUGCAAUUGUUGCGGGGUACUUUUUCCUUUUCUCUGGAGACCCUGCCUAUGGACCAACUGCGGAACGAGUACAGAACGCCUUUGCCUCGGCCUCGUUUCUAGCCAACGACAUGUUCAUGACAAACAACUACCAUGAGCAGAGUAUCGGCAUCUCAUACGAUAUGGGGGCCGAUGUCUUGGCAUGUCUUCUGGCAUUAUCCCUCUAUAGCGCGUGGAUUCCUCGAGGGACUGGGACGCUUGACUCCUUUGCGAUGCUCCGGAUCGGCACCUCUAUGUCAGAAAAGGUUCCCCUGCUCGCCGCUCGGGAUGUCGACCGCAUCAAAGUACUCGAAGAGACUCCUGGGUGGAUGGGGAACGCAUCCGAUGGCGAGAUAGGGGAACUAUGCCUAGGCGGGGAAUGGCCACUCGAGAAAACGCGGCGUUAUCGCAGUUAUGACACCGUUGAUGCAGCUCAAGCGAUAGCGAUGAGGAAACCCUCAGGGGUAAUCAAACGAGAAGGAUAUUCCUUGGCUCCAGGAGAAAGCACAUAG
Aspergillus lentulus is the source of this 1428-nucleotide messenger RNA. Lineage: Eukaryota; Fungi; Ascomycota; Eurotiomycetes; Eurotiales; Aspergillaceae. The record is from RefSeq and is a predicted model, not a curated record.